UCUGGGCCGCAGGAAGAUGGAGUGCUUCUCUUCCAGUGUGAUUAUGAUCAUGGCCAUUUCCACAGCGUUUGAACUGGGCUUAGUCGCUGGAUUGGGCCACCAUGAACUUGCACGUCCGUCCCAGGGAGACUUGGCCUUCAGAGCUGACAGCAUUCGGUCCCAGGAGGAGCCUGCAGUUGGUCAUCGGCCUUUCCAGUUUGUGCCAUCCACAGGAAUCCAGGACAGUAAAGAGCUAAACAAAACCUGCUGUCUGAAUGGGGGGACCUGCAUGCUGGGGUCCUUUUGUGCCUGUCCCCCCUCCUUCUACGGCCGGAACUGUGAGCAUGACGUGCGCAAAGAAAACUGUGGGUCUGUGGCCCAUGGCGCCUGGCUGCCCAGGAAGUGUUCCAUGUGUAAAUGCUGGCACGGCAGGCUUCGCUGCUUUCCUCAGGCAUUUCUGCCAGGUUGUGAUGGCCACGUGUUGGAUGAGCACCUCACGGCUUCCGGGACUUCAGUAUUAACACUGUCUGCACGCACCACUCUUACGCUAGCUGGCAUCUGCCUUGCUAUACAAAGUUACUAUUAAUCAACAUUUGCAUGCAACAUUUGUCACUAAAUGUCAUGACCUAUAAAGGCUGUCUCUCCAUUGUCCUAACUGAGAGAUGAUCAUUUGUCUGUUGCCUUGAAAUAGUGAAUAGAUUUA
Messenger RNA from Ceratotherium simum simum (southern white rhinoceros), 682 nucleotides. RefSeq names its product cripto, EGF-CFC family member (gene CRIPTO). The record is from RefSeq and is a predicted model, not a curated record. Gene Ontology annotation, molecular function: growth factor activity. Lineage: Eukaryota; Metazoa; Chordata; Mammalia; Perissodactyla; Rhinocerotidae.